GGUAAAUCAUUGGUUGUAGGUAGGGAUCCCUCGUUUGCCUAUUUAAGCAGAGAACUACAUCCUCAUUGUGUGCCAUUCUCAUUCAAACCUUCUCGAAAGCGUGAAUUUAAUCUCCCAAGAACGCCAUGGAGACAUUUCUAUUCACAUCGGAGUCUGUGAACGAGGGGCACCCAGACAAGCUAUGUGAUCAAAUCUCUGAUGCAGUUCUAGAUGCCUGUCUCGAGCAGGAUCCCGACAGCAAGGUCGCCUGCGAGACCUGCACCAAGACCAACAUGGUCAUGGUAUUCGGCAAAAUCACCACCAAAGCUAAUGUCGAUUAUGAGCAGGUUGUUCGAAAGACCUGCAGAGAAAUUGGGUUCAUCUCUGAUGAAGUGGGUCUGGAUGCAGACAAGUGCAGAGUGCUUGUCAACAUUGAACAGCAGAGCCCUGACAUUGCCCAGGGUGUUCAUGGCCAUCUGACCAAGCGCCCUGAAGAGAUUGGAGCAGGGGAUCAGGGUCACAUGUUCGGGUAUGCCACGGAUGAAACCCCUGAGCUCAUGCCCCUUACCCAUGUCUUGGCCACCAAGUUGGGCGCCAAGCUUACAGAGGUCAGAAAGAAUGGCACUUGUUCAUGGCUGAGACCUGAUGGGAAAACCCAGGUCACAAUUGAGUACAAAAAUGAAAAGGGCGCCAUGGUUCCCCUGCGAGUCCACACUGUUCUCAUCUCUACCCAGCAUGAUGAGACGGUUACUAACGACCAGAUUGCUGCAGAUCUGAAGGAGUAUGUGAUCAAGCCUAUGAUCCCUGCAAAAUACAUGGAUGAGAACACCAUAUUCCAUUUGAAUCCAUCUGGGCGUUUUGUGAUUGGAGGGCCCCAUGGAGAUGCAGGGCUGACUGGAAGGAAAAUCAUCAUUGACACAUAUGGGGGAUGGGGAGCUCAUGGAGGAGGAGCAUUCUCUGGCAAAGAUCCCACCAAGGUGGACCGCAGUGGAGCUUACGUUGUUAGGCAGGCUACGAAGAGUGUUGUUGCAGCUGGGCUUGCCAGGAGGUGUAUUGUGCAGGUUUCAUAUGCCAUUGGUGUGCCUGAGCCUCUCUCUGUGUUUGUGGACUCCUAUGGUACUAGUAAAAUUCUUGAUAAGGAAAUCCUCAAUAUCAUCAAGAACAGUUUUGAUUUUAGGCCUGGUAUGAUCUCAAUCAAUCUGGAUUUGAAGAGGGGUGGAAAUGGAAGGUUCCAAAGGACUGUUGCUUAUGGUCACUUUGGCAGGGAUGACCCUGACUUCACUUGGGAAAUUGUUAUGCCUCUGAAGAUUUCAUCUUAGGCUCUGUUUUUCAGUGUUGAAUAUGGUCGCUUUGGCAGGGAUGACCCUGACUUCACUUGGGAAAUUGUUAAGCCUCUGAAGAUUUCAUCUUAGGCUCUGUUUUUCAGUGUUGAAUAUGAAUAAGGGGUUUCUCUUAUAAUUCAGGGAGGCCAGUUCUCAGUCAUAAGGUAAGGAGAGCUUAUAAUUGCAAGAGGAGGGUCAUAUGCCCAUCUGGUUGUGAAGAUGUUUGAAGAAAAUUGUUGAUGUUUGGGAGGUUGGUGUUCCAUGACAACCAUGGGAUAAGAAGCCACCACUAUUGAUAUUCUUUUUGUUUCUUUUUUCUCUUAUGGUUUUUUUUUUUUUUUUUUUUCAAAAUAUAAUAUCAUAUAUUCAUCAUCUUCAUUA
Messenger RNA from Cryptomeria japonica (Japanese cedar), 1682 nucleotides. RefSeq names its product S-adenosylmethionine synthase 2. The transcript has 2 exons. The record is from RefSeq and is a predicted model, not a curated record. Lineage: Eukaryota; Viridiplantae; Streptophyta; Pinopsida; Cupressales; Cupressaceae. Gene Ontology annotation, molecular function: methionine adenosyltransferase activity; ATP binding. Gene Ontology annotation, biological process: S-adenosylmethionine biosynthetic process. Gene Ontology annotation, cellular component: cytosol. Bases 126 to 1298 code for a protein of 390 amino acids.